Messenger RNA from Toxotes jaculatrix (banded archerfish), 1148 nucleotides. RefSeq names its product transmembrane protein 45B (gene tmem45b). The record is from RefSeq and is a predicted model, not a curated record. Bases 137 to 979 code for a protein of 280 amino acids. The transcript has 6 exons. Lineage: Eukaryota; Metazoa; Chordata; Actinopteri; Toxotidae.
GUCAAUACAGGUUAAAGGUGUAGGCAACAGGUGUGAACAGUUUACACAGACCAGAGAGCUCUCGCUCUGACACCUGCCAAGUUUCACAGAUUUCUCCUGAUCUUCUGAACAUUUGGGAAUUAAAUAAGGUCUAGCAAUGGCCAACUUUGGAGGACAUGCCAUUCCUGGCUCCUUUUUCCUGUUCUAUGGCUUUUGGCUAACAGUGAAACACAUUCUGCAACACUACUGGAGGACAAAUCAGCCCAAAGGACGACAUAAUAUGCCACCUGUAUUUACCAAAAUGGAGUACGCCGAGGGAGGAAUCCAAAUCUUUGCUUCAUUUGUGGGUAUUAUGGUUGAACAGUUUGUGGUGGAUGGGCCCCACGCCCACCUCUAUGACAAUGAGAACAACUCGUGGGUCAAGCUGAUGAACUGGCAGCACAGUACAAUGUACCUGUUCUUUGGGAUCUGUGGAAUAGCACUGGUUGCCAGCACUGCAUCCAAACUGGUGCCACUUGGUGUUGACCGCCUUGCCCUCUCCUUGGCUCUUUUUGUUGAAGGGUUUCUGUUCUAUUACCAUGUGCACAGUCGGCCCCCUCUGGAUGCUCACAUCCACACCCUGCUGCUGGUGGCUGUGUUUGGUGGAUCAGCCAGUACUAUGUUGGAGGUGUUUAUAAGAGACAACAUUAUUCUGGAGCUGCUCAGGGCGUGUCUGUUCAUCCUGCAGGGCUCAUGGUUCUACCAGAUUGGAUUUGUACUAUACCCUUUGAGCGGACCAGAGUGGGACUUGAAACUGCACGACAACAUCAUGUUUGUCACAAUGUGCUUCUGCUGGCAUUUAGCUGUCGCCCUGCUUUUAGUCGCCUGCACCUCUUCGGCGGUUUGGUUCACAGCAAAGCGAUUCUCAGGAAGGGGACGGGACAUCGAGAUUGGAAUGCGAAACACAUCCUCCAAAACAAGCAGCCAGAAAGCUUUGCUUGAAGAAUCAGAUGAAGAGUGAAUGCUUUCUUACCGUUCUUCAAUUUCAUUUCAUUUUUUAUGUUGAUGGUCCAUGUGUAAGACCAUGUCUGCUCUUUGCACACUGUACUUAAAGUUGUUUUUGUAAAAAAAAAAAAAGAAGAAGAAGAGGAAAGAAAGAAAUUAAACUCAAAUCUAUUUAAAUACAAUCU